Molecule: messenger RNA, 12612 nt
Organism: Macrobrachium nipponense
Lineage: Eukaryota; Metazoa; Arthropoda; Malacostraca; Decapoda; Palaemonidae
Gene: Sptz
Exons: 7
Coding region: 165-9209 (3014 amino acids)
Biological process (GO): double-strand break repair via homologous recombination; mitotic cytokinesis; regulation of cytokinesis
Cellular component (GO): centrosome; lysosomal membrane; midbody
Molecular function (GO): phosphatidylinositol-3-phosphate binding; metal ion binding
Source: RefSeq, a predicted model, not a curated record
CGACAGCAUUUUCCAAGAAUGAUGAUCACAAUAAACACAACCCUAGUCAUAAGCAAAACAAAACUUUCAGUCCGGAAUCCGGAUUCAUGAGUGUCAUCUGGUCCUACUCUAUUGCUGACGUGCGUCUUGUGAAAUGUAUGACACAUAGCAGGUAAAUCAAGACAAUGGAUGGCAUGAUGAACAACUACAGGCCAGUCUUAAAGUUCCUUUUCCAACAUCAAGAGAGGAUUUGCAAGGAAUUGGAGAAAUGUAUUCAUCAAGAUUUUAUUACAAGAAGAAUUGAGCACACAUUAUCCAAUGAAGCCUGUGCUGCACUUCGAGACAAACUUUUGUCACAUCCACUUGAAACUGCAGACUUUCUGCAUCAGUUGCUUGCUAGUGAAAGAAGGACAAAUUCUAACGAUAGCAGUAACAGUAGUAAUACAAAAGUUAGUGAUAAAGCAUCCAGUGGAGAAAUCAGAGCUGUUGGUAUUGAUGUUACAUCCAGGGCAAAAGAAAGUUAUUGCAGAAUUGAGAAUUGUUUCAUAGAGUGUUUAGAUCAUCUGUUGAGGAGAAUUGAAGAUCUGGAUGAAAAAGUAUUGCAGUUAGAAAGAGAACUAGAGGCCCUGGUGGAAAGGUAUGGAAAUAAUAGUUCUCCAAGGAGGGCAAAAUUUGGAAAUGCAUCAGAAUCUAUUGAGGUAACAAGGAUAAAGGAGAGAAUUCAGGUGUCAAGUGCUGAGAAACUAAGAACUGUUAAUCUGUUUUAUCUAAUGCUUGCUAUUUCAAGUGACAUUAAAACUGAUGUUCUACAAGAACUCUAUCUCAGAAUUGUUGCAAUUUGCCAUGAUAAGAGUAUAAUAAACAUUGAACAAGUUUAUUUUUCCCACUUCUCUGGCUCAGAUGAGAAACUGCAGUCAUUUUGUGAAGUGGAAGCUGAUUAUUUGGUCAGAAAACCUUAUAAGACAUCCAGCAACAUUGAGUGUUUGAGUACAUCUUUGGAUGUUAGAGGAUUAUAUUUUGAAUGCACUAGCAAUUCAAGGCAUGUUUUACAAGUAGUAUUUGAGAUGCUAGCCCAUGAUCCUGUGCAAAGUAUAACAUUAUUGCAGAGAGAAGAGGAUUGGUCCAGAUGGUUAGUGCCUUUUUAUCCAGUGAUAUUUCUCAAUUCAUGGUCAACAUCCUUGGAUAAAUUAGAAAGUUUACUGGGGGUUGCCAAGGUAUGGGAAGGACAGCCUAACGCUGUUGACCUUUUGAUGCUAAAUACAUGUAAUGAAUUAAAGCGGGAUUUAAAUUUUGUCAAUUGGUGUAUGGCACGAAACACAAAUGUGAAAAUGUUACCCUUGCUGUUAUUAAUAAGGGACCACUCGCCAUUGUACACAUUAUACAGGUCUCUUCCUUUGUAUGACCUAAAACCUAAUGAAGUGAAGCAGCUUCUGCAUGAGCACUGUCAAGUUAGAGAUCCAAGUGGACAACUAUUAUCAUCCUGUAUCAGCACUUAUCAAGCAUUUUGCAUUCUCAAUGAAAUGUUUCAGAUAAUUGCUGCUGGUAUGCAAUUAGAUAAUUCUGUUGCAGGGUGGCAAGCAAGAGGAAAAUUACUUGGUGACAGAAUUUCCUUGGAAGCUAAAAACUUUGAUUUGCCAAACAAUGAUACAAAUGACUAUCGUAACAAGCAGUCUUUAGUAUCAUUUUAUCAGAAAAACAUUGUGGAAAAACUACUGAGUGUCAAAGAAAAGAUUGAUGAAUUACAGCCUCUAGAAUAUAGAAUGCAAAUUAUGGAAAAUAUAUUUUCAUUGUUGUUUGUUAGACAUAGUGAUAUGAGUGAUGAAAGUCAUAGUGAUUCAGGUGGUGAUGAGGCUGAUUUGGAAAGAUCCUUUCUCUCUCAUCCCAAUGGCUCAGAGAGUCCAGUGAGUACUCUUGCUACAUCUAAUCCAAAUACAGAAUCAGGUAAAAUUUCUGAAAAAGAAGAACCCUCUAAAGUAAAGAAAGUUCUGUUACUAGAUUUUGUUGAGGAAGCCCUCGCCAGUGACCAGACUUCACAGAUAGAGACCCCAGUUCAAGAAAAUUGUUCUUAUUCAGAUGCUGAUUCUUGCAACAAUGCGGGAUCAUCCAUGUCAGUCUCUCCAGAUACACCUGCCCAUUCCUGGAAGGCCUCUUGGCACACUGCAGCACCUGGGCAGAUGCAAUCUGAGAAUCAUCAUUGUUCUUCGCAGAGUGGAACAGCACCACAACAUCAGAGUAGUUGUACAGUGAGUGGUAAAAGCACUGCAUCAAGUGUUGGGGAGCUUCCUCGAACAGGUUACAUAAUAAAUUCUUUAGUUGCUUGGGAUAUAUUGAUAUUAUUACAUGAGUCUCUGUUGACAACAUCUGCUGAAAGAUAUUCUCAGAAAGCAAAUCAGUCAAGUCUUUGUGAAGAUGGUAUAUCAGGACAAGUCAUGCAUAGUCGCAUUUCUCAUUUGUCUCGCCACGUUAGUGAAGGCCUAUGGCGACUUCAGGUUUUGGUUCCUUGUCAUCGUAAGAUUGGCUCUUUAGAAAAUUUUGGCAUUUAUGUGGAGGGCAAGUUGUUUUUUAAAGAUAUAAAUGAAACUGAAUAUGAAACUAACACCCAUAAAAGUUUAGGGAAAGUGAAUACAUGUGUAUCAGUAAAGAAAAGGCAUGAAACCACUGAAGGAAGGUCAUCAAUGGCUGAUGAUACUAGUGUCAUUAAUUAUCUGUUAGCACCUCCCCCUUGUUUAGUAACUUUGGCUCUUACAAAUGGUAACUUGACACAGGCAGAACAAGUAAUAAAGAUGUAUAAGAUUGGAGAUACUACAGAGUGCAGAGAAGUGUGUCUUGCAGCUCGGCUUCAUCAAUUAAAACCGAGGUUGGUAAGUGCAAGUCAGAGGGCACAUAAAGGUAAAGGAAGUAAAAUUGCACAAGCUAAAGGAAGCACUGAACAUGGAUUGCUAACACUUGGCCUUGUUGCAAGAGAGGCAUCUGCUCAAGCUGCAGCUGCCAGUUUGGUUCAUGAGCUUUUGAGUACUUUGUCCCCUCCUAUACCAACUGGUAUUUCUGUUAUUGCAUCCGAGACCAAUUGCCCUGUUACUGCUUCCUUUCUGAAUCCACAGUCUAUGGUGCUAAGUGAUUUGGCUCUCACAGUUGAUUUGAAUGAAAGUUCUUCAUCAUCCUUGCUUGAGCAAGCUCUUCAGAGGCACAGGGCUCAUGUUGAAGGUACUUUAACAUUAUCUGAACUUUCCAAGACUGGCAGUGAUGCUGUAGGAUUCAUUUCUUUUACACAGCAGAUGGCAGCUACAUGUAAUAAUAUCAUCACUCUCAGAAAUUUGGAAGUGAAAGUAAGCAGUAGCUGUGAUGCUCAGGAAGUACCAUUUGAUGUAUGUGUUAGAAUAGGGCCAGCUUAUGCAACUCCAAUGUCACUGCUGUUGUCAUCAUACCCAAUAAAUGAUGUGGCAGUGAAAAAUUAUAUUCAGAGUUGGUCAAGAGUUCUUCAUAGUAUGUCAACUUUCCAGGGUGUAUUGCUCAGUCCUGAGGAAGAAGAUGAUGAUUUUGAUGAAUCAAGCAUUCAUUGCAAAGGUAACAAGGUUCACUUAGCAUAUAAGGAGGUUUUAAGAAUUAUGAGUGAAGAAGCCACAUAUUUGUAUCCCGACAACCUGAAAAUUAAGGAGUCUUCUAAAUUUGGUGCAUAUGUUCGAUCUUUUUAUCAGUAUUUGCAGCUUAUGUCUCUCAUGAUAACAAAUUAUGCCAACUCAAGCUUUAAAAGGGGUUUAACUAGCUAUUUCAGCUUACUGUCAAUUAGACCAGUUCAUAUUCUUGGUUCUUUGAUGUUUCAAGAUGGUGUUGACCCUGGUAAGCUGGAACACACAGCAAGAAAAAUGAAACUUAACUUAACAACAAUGAUUUUACAGUACUGUUGCCCAAUGAUUGGGAUAAUGAGGCCUAAGUCGUGGAUAGAAAAUGAAAAACUUAACAGUGAUGAAAGUAUUAGAUUAGGAUUCUUGUUUAAUGAUGAUAGCAUCAUAAUGAAUGCUGGGUCCAUGACUUGUAGAUCAGGAGUUUAUGGUGAAGUUGUAGUCAGAGAUGUACUUACUACACUGCUAAGUGGACUCCGUGAAAGCAUUCCUGCUGCGCCAGUAUCUGAGAAUGUUAGUCACCAAGCAGUUUUGUUGAAUGAUGUAACUGCAGCAACAGCUUUAAAAUCUCUAGAAGUGGUGACAGUGUUGAGAGACACAUCAGAUUUGGCUUCUGUGGAUUUUAAGAAAAUUGCUGUUGGAGAUGAAGGUGUAGUGUUCUUCAUUAACCUAGCAAAUCUCAUGUUUAUCCAUGCUGGAUUAUUAAAUCACAUUUUUUAUCCUGGUGAUAGCAAGUGCAAAAGUCCCCGUGGUAUUUUCUCAGAUUAUCAGCUUGAGCGUAUUAUGGCCAUGAAGAGAGUUGGAUACACAGUUGGACAAUUAGGGUUUGUCUCUUUGUUUGAUGUUCUUUAUGGAAUACUCCAGCUACCAAAUCCUUUGUCAAGUAUACUUAUUCAGAAUAACCCAAGUAACAGAUUUACUCUGUGUAAGAGUGAUUUGUUAAACAAUAAUUUUAGCAUAACAGAAAAAGAGGAUUACCAUCAUAUUUUGUCUCUCUUGAAGUUUCUAUCUUCAAAGGUAAAUUUUUGUGUCACACAAGGGACACCCAUGUCUCCGAGUGUAGAAGUGCUUUACAGUGAUCGAAUGGCAGAGCAACAAGAAAGAGCCAUAUCUGAGCAUUUGAAUUUGUUUCUUAUUGUAGAAGACAAUGUUUUAGUUAGUGACACCCAGAAAAGUAAUGAAAAAAAUGGUGGGUACUGUAUUGCAACUUCCAGGACUAUUUUGAAUUAUCUUGCUAGUCACCCAGAUGGUGUUGCUGGAGGUAUCAAAUCUCUUGAAAAUGAUGUUCCUGAAGAUAUUGCAUCUAUUUUGAGAAGUUUUACAAGAAACUUUGAUCAGUCUGAGAUAGAAUUUCGUGUUCUUGACAGGGAUGAGAAACGAGGAAUUGCACUGGAAUUUAUUGAAACCUUUGAGCCAGAUAAGCUGAAUAUUUCAAGCAGUAAGUCUGAAAGUAGCUCAUUCAGUGAUGUGUCUGAGUACCUACCUGAGGAAUUACCUAAAUUGUCAGUUCAAGAUGACCAUGAAUUAGAGGUUUUAGAACCUCUCGAUUGGUCAAGUGCUCGAGUACCAGUUGCAGUUUUAAGUCAUUUGAGGAAACAAUGUCCUUUGUUAGCAUUUAUAGUUCAAGCAAUUCACAGUACUUUAGAAGCAAGCAAGAAAGGUUCUGUCAGUUCUGAUGAUGAUAUAUCAGACACCUGGCUUAAUAUUCUUUACCCACCUUCAAUAGGAAUGAAACCACCCCCAGAAGAAACAGCUCUGUUCCGUGCAGCUAGGAAUCUCUUCUCAAGUAGAAAACAUAAGGCCUUGUCAGAGAUUGUGCAAGCAAAUCGGGUCCUCUCCUCUCUUAUGCAUGAACCAGAGGUGUCAUGUGUGUGGCAGUUUGCUGAUGAAUUUCUUGGAAGCAAUACAAUAACCAAGGAUAACUUCCAUCUCCUAGUGUCACGAGCACCGAAGGUUAUAUAUGUUCUUCACACUCUCUCUGCUUCUAUGCUCAACACUCAUCCAGACAUCCUACUGUUGCGAGAUCACCUGCUGGCCUUCAUGGUGCAAACAGUACCUCUCUCAGAGAGUAAUCCUACUCCUUGGGAAUAUGCUCAUGAAAUAUCAAACAGUCAAAUAAGGUUUUCUGUAAUCCAAAAGUCACACAGUGAGUGGCCAGUUUCUCCAGCUGUAAAGCUUCUAAAUGUGUUGGGAUGUGAUACACAACUGACAGGUCUCAGACGUGAGUGGGCUAAGAAGCGAGCUAUUCAGAUAAAAGUAUAUGCAGAGAUUCUUAAUAUAGGAAAUCCUGCUGUUGAAACAUGGCAAGAAGUUGAGCAUCUUUCUUCAAAUGACCCUUCAACUCUUCUUUUAAUGCUCAUUCAAAAAAAGCAAUUUAAACUUGGUGUCCAGUGGGCCGAACAUCAUAAUGUUGAUUCUAAGUUAAGACAAUUAGUUGACCAAAGUUAUUUGAUGUCUAUCCUAGAUAUGACUUCCCCUGAUUAUGGAGUAGCUUCAAGUGCUCUUGAAUCUUUAAGCUUUAAGGACCUAACCAUUGUUACUGAAGCACUUUUAGUAAAGUUGUCAAGUAUCCCAACUCGUCGCUUCUUGCUAGAGUUUUUACUAAAAACUUCAUAUCCAAAGGACCCAUCCUCAAUACUAUGUGAAAGUUAUGGUACAUACAUGGGAUCUUUAGAACUUGAACAACCACCUACAAAAGAAAACUCCAAAACAUGUGAGUCACAAACAAUCAGUGAACACUUGGAUAUGGAUCCACUGAGGCAAGAACUAAUGGGUCUGAUACUUGUUGAAGAAGUUGCUCCUGUUACAGAUGAUAGAUAUCAGUUAAGUCAUUUGGCAUCACAUCCUCACUUUAUUAUUGAGCAGUGGCUCAUGAAUAUCAAACUUGAGGCUGUAGAAAAAGCUGUGAAAGUGUUGGGAAAACAUAUGGACAUGAUAGGUUCAAGGUUCUCUAAAAAUGUUGAUGAUGAAAAUUUAGGAAUUUCAUGGUCUUAUGAAGAUGCAAAUUCAAAGAAAACAGAACCAGGAUCUUUAAGUUGGAAUACAUUUAAUUGGCUUAUUGAAGCUUAUGCUGCUAAAUCUCUUGAUACUACUGGUGUGCAGUUUACCCUCAAACCAAAGCAAAGAGUAGAUAAAAUGCCCAAAAAAUUUGUAAUGCCCCCUCAGCCCCCAGACAGGAAAGAUUGGGUGCCAGACAACGAAGUUAGUGAAUGUCUUGUUUGUAAUGUUGCAGUUUUUUCAAUGUUUUGUCGGCGUCAUCACUGCCGUCGCUGUGGUAGAGUGGUUUGUGGUUCCUGCUCAAAGUCUCGAAUGGUAGUUCAAGGCUAUGGUGAUUUGCUAGUAAGAGUUUGUCAGGAAUGUUUCCAGCAAACAAAAGAUAUUAACUUGAUGGAGUAUGAUCAGAUACGUCCCCUUGGGGAAGGGAAUUAUGAUAGCCAGUCUGAAAUAUCAGAUGUUUUAAGUACAAGAGGGAGUUCAUCUUGGUCCAGUGAUGCAGAAGGAGGCUGGUAUCUCACAACAGAUAUGCUACACAAUAAUUUAGUACGCCAGGAGUUUGGUUAUGACUAUGCUCCUUCACUCAGUUUAUGUCUUGCUAUAUUGGCUCACCAUCAAGAUGACAGGAAAGCAGCUAUAUGCAUCAUUAAGUUAUGCCAUCAUUUGUUUUCUCUAAUAGUAUCUGCAGUUAUUUGUACAAGUCCAGAAGUCGAUCAUAAUUUUGUUUUGUCGAUGAUUCAAACCCUUCUUACGUCGUCCAAAGUUCGCUUUGGGAAUGUUAAUGAACAUCAAGGUAUUGCAGUCUGUGAAUAUUACUCUCAAUGGGUAGAUUUGCUCUCUCUCUUAUUGAGAGCUAGUUGUGGUGAUGUCAUCCCACAACGGGCUCUCCAGAAUAUGCUAGAAAUUGGAACUCUGCAUCAAAAACUGUUACAGAAGGAAGAGAACUGUAAAAGAAAAUUUGAAAAAUGUCUGCAACAGGAAUUUGUGUAUAUGCGGCAUAUUAGAGAUUCUCUGGUGAAAAAACAACUAUGGGAACUAUCCCUGAAUGUUUCAACAAAGGCUGGUCUAGAAGUAACAGGUGUAUGGGGUGCAUGGGCAAUGGCAUCACUCAAAGCAGGUGAUUUCCCAGGUGCUAGGGAGAGAUUUGCUAGAGUUUUGGAGAGACCUUUAGAUAAAAACAGACCCUGUAAGUCUUCACUUCUACCUGAAAUUAUCAAGUUUUUGGAGAGUAGCCCAUUUAUUGUUAAUGAAAAGGUUUUAGACCAUGCUGAAAGGACUCGUAUCUUGCUUAGUGAACAAACAAGGUUCCCUCCUUCACAAGCUCUUGUGGUACUUCAUACACUUCAAAACUUGCAAAGUAUUUCAGUGGGUAGUUUGAGAACUAAAUCCGGUGUUGUUCAGUCUAUGCCUAGUGCAAAGUCAAAGAAAAAUAAAAGCACUUACAAAAUGGACACCUUGUUUCAGAAUGAGUGCAAGUAUUAUCUUCGAUUGUAUGGUGAUCAUAGCAUGACUAUUCAGUUUUUCAUGCGACAUCGUCAGUUACAAGAAUGUGCUGAAUACCUAUUAGCCAAUGAAGUGCGAGAAGAUAUUUUUAUCUCUGAGGUCUUACUGCCAUGCUUGAGAUUAGGUAAACUUGAACAACUUUUGAAAAUUUUUAGGACUGAGGACCCUCAGCAGACAAAGUGGUACAAGUACAUGUUGAGAGGGUGUCGCUCGCUUGAACACAACAAGUGGUGGAACUGUCUUUUAAUGGUCCAAGAAGCUUUAGGAGAUAGACUUAGAGCAGUUAUGACAUUACUCAAGAUGUAUAACCAUGAAAUUGGCAAUUAUUAUCAGUUGUCAAAUAGAGUUCACAUUUUAACUUCAGCUCAGCAUCACCUUCAGACUUACCUUAACACACAAAUUCUACAUGGAUCUUUUGCUAAGAGUAAGAUCAUUCUUAAUAUGUCCGGAUGGCAAGUUAACCAGUAUAUUAAUAUGCUAGCAUUGCAGGCUGAUGCUACAAAGUUUUUAGCAGGUUAUGAAGCAAAUUCUGAUAUAAUAGGAAAACUCUUGCAAAAUUUAGUUCGGAUGAAACUGAUUGAAGAACGAUCACUUCCAACAUUACUUGGAGAUGAAAAUGAACGCUUGGCAGUUGGAGCUUUGAUAGUAUCAGGAGCUCAAGUCGUUGAAGAAAGCCUUGGCUUAGCUUAUAGGAUUGUUGAAAGUAUGGGGGUCCCAGCUGAAAAACUACUUUCUGUUGGUUGUGAGUUGCUUGUGGAGAUGGCGAUGUGUGAGAAUAUUGGCUCCCUUGUAAAAGGUAUGGGAGAUUUUGGAAUCCUAACACCAAGUCAGGUAGAUUCUGCAUUAGAACCAGCAUUAUUGAAGAUGUCUACAAGUGCAAAUAAUGUUAACUUGGAUGUCAUUGUGAAACUUUUUUCAUCUGAAAAUGCUAAGAUUGAGGCAUACAUAAAGUGUGGCAGGUUGAAAUCGGCCUAUCUAGUAGCAGUUCAUCGUGGCAAGUAUGAGGAUGUUAUUCUUGUGCAGCAGGCAGCUAAGCAAAGUGGUCAAGCUCAUGUUGCCACAAUGUGUACGAAAUGGCUUGCUAAUCACAAAAGUUUUGUUGGUGCUCGUUAGUUGUGAGUUGUUGAAGUAAUACUGAUUAUUACUAAAAUUCUCAGGGAUUUAAGAAUGAAAAUUAUUGAGUUUUCUGUCUGUAAAAUGUUACAUAUGUACAAGUUUGGAUCUUAAGUUGUUGAAUUAUGGUAGUAUGUAAGACUUUAUGUAUUGUUUUAAUAUUUAUUGGAGCUGGAAAUAAAAAAAAUCAUAGAUAAUUUAAUCUAGCCUCUCCCCACCCCCACACGUUUCUUCAGUUUGCAAUAUUAUUACUCUGGUAUGAUUUUAUUUCAAAAAUUUUCUCUUCAUGUUAUUAGAACCAUCAAGUCAUUUAGUUUUAAAGAAAGGUUUGGGUCUAACAUAGUUAUAAGGAUCUAGUCAAGCCUUAAAUGUGUUAAUUAUACGUAUUCCUUAUUUCCUAUGCUUUUUGCCUAUGUGAACACACAUGGAAUUUAAAGGUAGGUUGACUUCGGUUUAAAUUGUACUAAUUGGUUAGGGUGGUUUUGAUAGUUUGUCCAGAUAUUUGGUAAAAUUUAUAUUCUUUUCGCUUUUUUUAAGGAAAAUGUGGUUUCCCAAAGGGUAAAUUUUUAGAAUGCCAGACUCAGUCCUUUUAUAUUUAUAUUAUAUGCUAAAUUUUAUGUAAUACAUAGACUGACUAAGCAGACUGUGAAGGUGUGCAUUGAUUCAGGAAAACAUCUAAUAAGAAAUUCAUCCAAUGCCAUAAUGUGACUUAGAAAAAAUUUUGAAAUCUGAAUUUGAAAAAAAAAAUUUUUAAGUGGUUAUUGCAUAUCAGAUUUUUUAUUGCCUAUUUUUCUUGUUUUUAUUGUUGCUUAAUCUUUGGUAAGUUAUUUAAGUUUUAAAUGGUAUUUUCUAAAACUCUCUGUGGCAAAAAAUAAUAUUUCCUGUGAAAAACUUACAUAGUAGUUUUUAAGUUUUAAGGUUAUGCUCUGAGAAUUAAAUACUAGAGUUCUGUACUUUAUAAUUCAUGUGUAUAUACAGGCAGUCCCCGGGUUACAAUGGGGGUUCUGUUCUCGAGACAGAUUGUAAGCCGGAACAUCGUCAAAAAUCCUAAGAAAACCUUACUUUUAAUGCUUUGGGUGCAUUAAAAACUAUGUAAAAAGCAUUCUUAUUGCAUUUUUCAUAAAAAAACCUUCAACUAUUGAUUAUUUUGCAUUUUUGGUGUAAUAUAUCUUCUGCCAGAUCAGCGUUGUAGACGCCGUAACCCUGGGAACAUGCGUCAUAACCCUGGAAAUAAUUUCUUGAGGAAUAUGAUUGAAAAGCCCCUUGACCUCGGAACGUCGUAAGCCGAACCCGUCAUAACCCGGGGACUGCCUGUAGAGAAAAGCAUGUACGUACAUCUAGAUUUUCAUACAAGAUUUUGAAUGAUGAUUUUUCAAGGAUCUUGGUACAUCAUAUAAGAGCAAAAGGAGUACAUAGACUAGUGUUCACUGAUUUUUUUUACUCAGUAUUUUAGAUAAUUGGGGAACACUUGUCAUUUUCCUUCCAUAAAACUGUCUUCAAGGUUUGCCUUUGACAUUGUUGUGGAGAUUAGAGAAGACAUGAGAAUAUAAUAUGUAUGUGCUUCUGCUAAAUUUUUAAGUUUAGUAAUUUUUUUUUUAGGUAGAAACAGGUUUAACAAUACUUAUCAGCCAUCAGCUUUGCUUUACCAAAAAUUACUUUUCAGUCACAAGUGAUAUCUUUGUUAUACAUGGCUUUUGACAUCAGAAGUAUAAAACUUGUUGUAUAGCAAGGCAAAAAGGCAGGUUAUGUAUUUUAGCUGAUAUGCCCAAAAACUUUAGUGGUUAUUGAAAAUGAGUUACUUAAACUAUACCUUAUGCUCUGGGGACAACUUGAUAACUGAACUACUUUUUAAUUAUGACCACUGUUACUACUAAAUUUAAAACAAACACUGAUCGAAGUAUUCAGCAUCAGGGUUAAUAUAAAGGAUAAUGUAAUGCAAUUGUAUGGUCAACAAUUAGCUUCUGACAUUUAUAUAAACUUGCAAAAAAUAUCUAGCUUACCUAGCAUAUCCAGUUAGUCAUUAAAUACCAUAAAAUACAAAGACACAAGCAUUGUAGCUUACUGAGUAAAUCCAGUUAGUCAGUAAAUCCCAUAAAAUAUAAAGACACAAGCAUUGCACACCACUGCAUCACCAAAUGUAGUCUAGUAAACAUAUUUGUCAUGUAUUAUGUAAAAUGUCGAAGUUAGGAUGGUUGUCAUAUUAAAUUAAAUGAUUCUUAUUACCCCCAGCACUACACUACACAGAAUGGACAGGGUACUGUAUACUGAACACAUUAGGUCAUUUAGAAUAAAAAGGAUAAUUAUGUAUAGGUACACUGCUGCAUGUAUAUAUGGUCAGUCCCCAGUCUAGGCUACUUGACAUCAUACCCUGACCUAAUGGGUAUUCACCUGCCACAUAUGUGCGUAUUGGAUCACUGUGUAUCAGAGUGGAUAAGCAAACAAUAUAUUGUUGAGCUUUAGUGUCAUAUAUAAAGAUUUGCAAUGGGCUUGAUUAGUCAUUUAUCAGUGUGUUGUUAUAAAAUCAAGAGGGAUGACAUGGUACUUGCUGAAUCAGUGUGGAUGCAAAGCAAAGAAACUGUGAGGUUCAGUUGUAAUUGUAUGUCCUCUGUUUUGAUCUUGAUAGUGAUGCUGUACAUUAAUGAUAUGAGGAAGUUUGUCAAGUUUGUUGCACAGUAUUGUACUAGUGAAUUAUGAACAAUGAUGAUAUGAUACUUAGAUAUGCAAUAAGUUUAAGCAUAGCUUUUCUUUAUACAGGUAUCAUAUUCAAACACUUGUGGUUGAGGUACCAGUCUAGAUCACUACUACUACAUUUACUAUGGCUCCAUUGAUCAUUACAGCUCAUGGUGUGCUCACAGCUUAUGCUGUGUAGCACACUCUCCCUCUUGCUUCAUCUCAAUAUUUUCUUUAAUUCAAAGCUAUGUGUGACCCUUCUGUCUCCAAAAACUUCUGUCUUAGGCACUUUCUUCCAAAAGUGCCUGAUGCACUGAGUUACUUCAUUAAUGAAAGCUACGAUUCAUAUACCUAGACUAAUACAAAUUAGUACUUAAAAUUUGGUAUUUCGCAUUAGGGUAGAACACACUUCAGAGUAGUUGAGUUGUGCACAAGAGAUCUACUAUUGCUUUUUUCCGGAUAUUCAGCUGACAUUCAUUUUUAAGAGGGGUUAUUCAAUGUCUUUUUUGACUUGUAUGGGUAUAAAUUAAAUUUGAAUGCCCUAUUCAGUAUCACCACUUUGUAACUGAACAACAAGUGUACUCAAGGAUCCCUCUCAAGAAGCAACAAUAAAAGCUGUUUUUGAUGUGCAGAAAUGGGCCAUCUCUCUAGACCAAGGGUCAGCAACCCAUGGCCCGCAGAGAUUUCUGUCUGGCCUGCCAACUUAUCACCUGGUCACUAAUUAUCUAACAGU